Perkinsus marinus ATCC 50983 is the source of this 1799-nucleotide messenger RNA. Its product is annotated as Polypeptide N-acetylgalactosaminyltransferase, putative. NCBI's taxonomy places the organism in Eukaryota, Perkinsozoa, Perkinsida, Perkinsidae. Gene Ontology annotation, cellular component: Golgi apparatus. The transcript has 16 exons. Bases 21 to 1799 code for a protein of 592 amino acids. The record is from RefSeq and is a predicted model, not a curated record.
AGUUUUAUCCUCUCCUUCUCAUGGCUACUAAUAAUGAUAGUAGUAUUAUCAGACGACUACGACUACGACGACGACCCUUACGAUGGGUAUUGAGGUGUAUUCCACUAUUUAUGGUACCACUCAUUAGUAUAUUACUACACUGGCCACUAUCCACUACUUUAUUAUCAUUUCUUAUAAGCUUAAUAGUAGUAUUCCUAUAUCUACAAGAAGGGUUAAUAGUAAACAGCAGCAGCCUUAUCAUUAGAGUACCAUGGACUUGGCGUAUACUACUAGUAUGGAUGCUUCAAUUAGUGAUAGUAAAGGGUAUUGAACUAUUACUUUAUGAAGAUAAUCAUGUGGUGUCUAUGAACAGCAUAACAAAGUUAUGGGAUAGUAAUAACUUAUCAAUCGAUGUAAAGAAAAGAGAAGGCUCCUUUAAAAAGGAUGUUAAUCUACCUAAGCAGCAGCAGCAGAACAGGGAGGAUGAUGAUGCUUUUCUACCUCUACCACCUGUUGUGACUAGGCACGAUGCCUCAUCAUACAGUAUCCAACCGUACCUAUCGUACAGUAUUGUAUUACCUUGUGCUAAUGAAGGAGAGUUUAUGGUUAAGACUGCUAGGUCUGUAUAUGAAUCGACACCGAAUCUUCAUGAGAUAAUAGUAGUAGAUGAUGGUAGUUCCCCACCAUUGAGGACAUUAGUUACUGAUGAGGAAGUAGAGUUAUGGAAACUGAAGUUUAUCAGGCAUGAACAUUUUACUGGUCUGAUAAAUGCUAAGAAUGUUGGUGGAUGGAAAGCUACAGGUGAUAUUAUAGCAUUCCUUGAUUGUCAUGUUAAACCCGAUAUUUAUUGGACUAAACCAAUAAGUAAAUAUAUAUCUGAAAACUCCAAGACUGUAGUAGUACCAACAGUAACUAGUCUUGAUCCUAAUACAUGGAUAGAAACAAGAACUCCUCCUGGUACUACCAGAUGUUGUAAACUAACUUGGAAUGUUGAUUUCCCUUGGUAUAAUGCAGAUGAUACUAGAGUACCUGUAAUGAUAGGAGGAUUACUUGCUAUGCAUAGGGAUAUGUGGGAGUAUACAGGAGGAUAUGAUACUGGUAUGAUUGGCUGGGGUGGUGAGAAUAUUGAUCAAAGUCUACGUAUACAUCUAUGUGGUGGAGAGAUUAUGAAUGCUCUCGAUAGCUAUGUUGCUCAUAUGUGGCGAUUACAAGGUGAUGAGAAGACUAAAGCUAAAUAUACAUUACCAAGUGGGAGUCUUAUGCGUAAUAGGUAUCGAGCUGCAUUAAGUUGGUUUGAUGAGUUUAUUGCUAAGGCUGAAGAACUAAUCAGAAUACUGUUAAGAACAAGUAUCCCUAAGAGUGGUAUUACUACUGAGUCUAGUAGCUCAUGCUUAAGUGCUUCGAUUGUUGAAGGGCAACAAACAUUGAGUGUAGUUGAAUGUGAUCCUACUGAUACAAGGCAACAGUGGCAAUGGAUACAUAAAAUACAAAUACGUAAUGUUGCUCUUGGACAAUGUAUUGAUGCUGCUGAUGGUAAUACACCAAUACUCUAUUUAUGUUAUGGUGAAGAAGAAUAUAAUAUAGGGCAACAGUUUAUCUACGAUGAUGAUAGCAAUACAUUGAUGAACACGAAAACAUAUAAGUGUAUGGAUAUACAUACAGAAUCAGAAUAUGAUGUUAUAGAGUUACCACCAUCUAUUCAAUCGUGUCGUGAUAUACCUAUACAAUGGGAUCAAUAUUUACCGUUUGUACCACUAGAAACUAAACUAUAUGCAUCAUCACCAGCAGCAGCUACAAAAACAGCCGUUUCUGAUGAUUGA